AUGGGAAACCAAGCCUCCAAAGAGGGGGGGAGCGGCAAGGGCUCAGGCGCAUCCUCCGGAGACCGCGCCGAAAACUUGCAAUCGUAUCCCUCAUUUGGAAAAUCGGAGACCAAGGAUUCUACCCGUUCAUUUAAAAACCUCCGAUCGAAAAUUCCUGGUGGUGGGAAGACAGAUAGUCCACGAAGCUCGGCGAUUAUGUCCAACGGAGAUUCUGUCGGGGACAAAUCGGAUGCGGCCUCUGUAAAAUCUGCGCGGAGUAGUAAAUCGAGGACUGGCCGUGCUGACUCAGUCACUUCCCCAUCAUCCCCGCGAUCACCGGACGCAAGCAACUCUCACUUAGGUGAUAACCAACCACCUCCUUCUCCUGUUCAAUCUGCCUCCAUUAGAGCUGGUCAUGGCGACAUACAUGCUGCCCAAGCUUGUGGCGAGGUGGACCACGUAUCCGAUCAACCACCUACCGGGGUCGUGAAUCCAAACCCGCAUAUACAGCAGCAGCCCGGAGCACCCAUUUUGGUGAAGAAGGAGAAUACUAUUAACCCUAUCAUAUCUAUGCCGGGAACACCCUCGAAGGAUGAUUCCCCUACCGGAGUUGCUAUGAGUGACAUCAAGGAUAUCGACCUUGAUGAUUUCAUUAAGCGGCUCCUAGACGCCGCGUACGCCGGGAAAGUAACGAAGAGCGUAUGUCUUAAGAAUGCCGAGAUUGUCGCCAUCUGCCAGAGGGCACGAGAAUGCUUUUUAUCCCAGCCCGCGCUGCUGGAGCUUGAUGCGCCGGUCAAGAUUGUUGGUGACGUUCACGGCCAGUAUACCGACUUAAUUCGAAUGUUCGAGAUGUGCGGGUUUCCGCCGAGUGCGAACUAUCUUUUCCUCGGAGACUACGUUGACAGGGGCAAGCAGUCCUUGGAGACGAUCUUGCUUUUACUGUGCUACAAGCUGAAGUAUCCUGAGAAUUUCUUCCUCCUUAGGGGGAACCAUGAAUGUGCCAACGUUACAAGGGUCUAUGGCUUUUACGACGAAUGCAAACGAAGGUGCAACGUUAAGAUUUGGAAGACGUUCAUUGACUGCUUUAACACGCUUCCGAUCGCCGCCAUCGUCGCAGGAAAGAUAUUCUGUGUUCACGGUGGGCUGUCUCCGGCCCUAAGCCAUAUGGACGAUAUCCGUAAUAUUGCUCGUCCAACCGAUGUCCCUGAUUACGGUCUGCUUAACGAUUUACUAUGGUCCGAUCCCGCCGACAUGGAAGCAGACUGGGAGGCCAAUGAGAGAGGUGUCAGCUACUGUUUUGGUAAGAGGGUUAUCACCGACUUUCUAGCAGCCCACGACUUCGAUCUCGUCUGCCGAGCGCACAUGGUCGUCGAAGACGGCUACGAAUUUUUUAAUGACAGAGUUUUAGUCACUGUCUUUAGCGCACCAAACUACUGCGGCGAAUUCGAUAACUGGGGAGCUGUCAUGUCUGUGUCUUCGGAGCUCUUAUGUAGCUUCGAACUACUGAAGCCACUCGAUUCCUCUGCGCUCAAGAGCCAUAUUAAGAAAGGCCGAAACAAGCGCAACAACAUGCUGAACAGCCCGCCGGCUAGCGUAUAUCCCCAGAGCGUAUAA
This is a messenger RNA of Daldinia childiae, 1593 nucleotides long. Its product is annotated as Serine/threonine-protein phosphatase PP-Z. Gene Ontology annotation, molecular function: protein serine/threonine phosphatase activity. The transcript is spliced from 3 exons. Gene Ontology annotation, cellular component: nucleus; cytoplasm. Lineage: Eukaryota; Fungi; Ascomycota; Sordariomycetes; Xylariales; Hypoxylaceae. The record is from RefSeq and is a predicted model, not a curated record. Bases 1 to 1593 code for a protein of 530 amino acids.